CCCGCUCUCGAUCUUCUUUCUAGUUUCUGGUUGAAAGCGCUCCGCGCGUCGUGUUUCGGGGGCUUCGGGGGCAGUUGCAGUCACAUAACCAAACAGAGAAGCAUUCUCUUGAAAACAAACGCAAAUGUUAAAAUUCCGGAUAGCCGGACGUAAUUUUUAAGAAACUAAAAUAAUAGAGGCUGAGAUAACGCAGCUGUGAAAAAUCAUGGCGGUGUUUGAAGUGCUGAGAAAAGACUACAGCGAUUACCUGCAGCAGCAUUUCAAGCUGUCGGACGUUUCGUUGUUUCAAAAGAAGUGCGUCGAACGUUGUGCGAAUGAUGGCGACAGGAAGCCGGCGAUCGACCAGGCGCUCCGAGACACCCUGCUGGUCGUGCUGACGGAAAACUCCUCGGGUAACGUGCGCUCCCUCGAGUCGUACAUCACGUUCUGCAUAGAGCUGUGCAGGAAGGACCUCGCGACGGCGAGUAUGCCGGUGAUGUUGUUGGGCGACAUCUUCGACUCGAUGACACUGGACAGGUGCGAGCAGCUGUUCACCUUCGUGGAAAACAACGUUACCGUGUGGAAGGAAGAUCUCUUCUUCACGGCCUGCAAGAAUAACUUGUUGAGAAUGUGCAACGACCUGCUGAGGAGGUUGUCUCGUUCGCAGCAAACGGUAUUCUGUGGUAGGAUUCUGUUGUUCCUCGCAAAGUUCUUCCCCUUCUCCGAGAGGUCCGGCUUGAAUAUCGUCAGCGAGUUCAAUCUGGAGAAUCACACGGAGUUCGGUUUGGAGGAGGACAACUUGGAGCAGAUCACCAAGGAAGACGACAAGUCGGAGAGCAAGAUACCCAUUGAUUACAAUUUGUAUAGAAAGUUCUGGGCUCUGCAAGACUUCUUCAGAAAUCCGAAUCAGUGCUACAAUAAAAUGCACUGGAAGGUCUUUUCAACUCAUGCAUCUAAUGUGCUGUCAGCGUUUGCUUCUUUUAAAUUGGAGGAGCAACGUAGUUACCCUUCGACAUGUAUCAAGAUGGAUACUUCUACGGAAGGCCCCCAUAAGGAGACGCACUAUUUUGCCAAAUAUUUGACAAAUCAGAAGUUGUUGGAGUUACAGCUGUCAGAUUCCAAUUUCAGACGAUACGUAUUGCUGCAAUUUCUCAUUCUUUUCCAGUAUCUGAAUAGCACUGUAAAAUUCAAGGCUGAGACACACGAACUCAAGCCGGACCAAGUGGAAUGGGUAAAGGCCACUACCGAGCAGGUUUAUACUCUACUGGCCGAAACACCGCCCGACGGUCCCACGUUUGCUGAGACCGUGAAGAACAUUUUGAAGCGCGAGGAGCACUGGAAUGCGUGGAAGAAUGAGGGUUGUCCACCGUUUAAACGACCGACGUCGGACGCCGCUGACGAUGAGCCACGAAAGCUGAGGAGACCGAGGCGGCGUAUCGGUGAUGCGAUUAGAGAUGCGCAGGCGGUUGGAAAAUAUCACAUGGGAAACCCAGAACUCUCCAAACUGUGGAAUCUAUGUCCAAACAAUCUCGAGGCAUGCAAAUCUAAGGAUAGAGAUUUCCUUCCAUCCUUAGAAACGUACUUCGAAGACGCUAUAUUGGAAUUGGACCCUAGUGCGUUGGUAGAUGACAAGUACAAAAAGGUGAACGAUGGUAACUUUGGUUGGAGAGCAUUAAGACUAUUAGCGAGACGAAGCCCGCAUUUCUUUGUUCAUGGCAAUUAUCCUAUAAAUAAAUUGCCAGAGUACCUUGAGACAAUGAUUAAGAAAAUUGCCAAAGACCGUCCACAGACACAGUCUGAUGCAAAAUUGGACACCGAGGAAACGCCGCCGUCGGAAUGUACCGAUCAAGAAUUCAACGAAGACGUCUUGAAGCAGGAAAGCGAGCAGGUUGAGGCCGAAAGCUCUGAUGUGAAAGCAAGAAAGUUAAAUAAAGUCACCUCGGAAAUGGUGGCGAAAUUAUCGGAGAGUCUGAAAAACGAUUGGAAGAAAUUAGCGACGAAAUUUGGUUACACAAAUGAUGAGAUUGCUUUUUUCCAAAGUAAAGCGACGCCGUAUGAACAAUGCAAGACUAUGCUCGAGAUAUGGGCGGAAGAAGAUGAAGAUGCAUCAGUGGAAAAUUUAGCUUAUAUGUUGGAAGGUUUAAAAUACACAGAAGCGUUAAUGGUACUAAAAUCUUAAAUACUUUUUAAUUUAGGUAAGAAUAAUUAAGUAAAAAUAAUUGUACCAAUGAAAUACAAACAAAAUUGUAUUAUAUUUUGUCAUUUGUAAUAAAGGUUUUCAUCGAUA
Messenger RNA from Vollenhovia emeryi, 2266 nucleotides. RefSeq names its product THO complex subunit 1 (gene Hpr1). The coding region runs from base 206 to 2158 and encodes 650 amino acids. Gene Ontology annotation, cellular component: THO complex part of transcription export complex. Gene Ontology annotation, biological process: regulation of DNA-templated transcription elongation; signal transduction; mRNA export from nucleus. Gene Ontology annotation, molecular function: protein binding. The record is from RefSeq and is a predicted model, not a curated record. Lineage: Eukaryota; Metazoa; Arthropoda; Insecta; Hymenoptera; Formicidae. The transcript is spliced from 8 exons.